Messenger RNA from Penicillium antarcticum, 5109 nucleotides. RefSeq lists its product as uncharacterized. The coding region runs from base 1 to 5109 and encodes 1702 amino acids. Gene Ontology annotation, cellular component: nucleus; site of double-strand break. Lineage: Eukaryota; Fungi; Ascomycota; Eurotiomycetes; Eurotiales; Aspergillaceae. The transcript has 3 exons. The record is from RefSeq and is a predicted model, not a curated record.
AUGCCGUCUCCUGCGACACCCAAACGCCCCCCCAACAGUGGAGGCACUGCGAAAGCCAAGCCACUGGACAUUGGGGAGCCGCUGGGGGUCCACGACACAAACACCGUUCGAUCUCGAGUACGGAAAUGGCAGCAACAAGGCGGCGGAGUGAUCACGAUCGAUGACGUCUGCGCGAAUGAAGAUGAAACUGCCGCGAAGCCAAAGCCAAAGCCAGCCAAAGCCAAGGCAGAAAGGCUAGAGCGACCGAAGGACACUCCCCCGCGCACGCCGCGCAAACGAGUGGUCAGCGACGAACACUGGAAAAAGACACGGAAUCGAGCCUCGACACAAUCCUCGUCGCGUAACCUACCUCCACCCAAGCGCAUAUCCGAAUACACCACGAACGAUGGACAGCCGAGAUCAUCGCGAUCGAGACGCAACGACAGCGAGGACGAGCGAGACAUACCUCGACUCUCAAAGCGAAGCUCUGGGGCGGGCCCCAGAUCUCCGGUUCGAGACUCCAUGCCUAGCACUCGCAAUAUCCAUAUAAUCACCGAGAGCGACUAUGAGACAGACAACGGCAGGCCCGAGGCGGCCUCAGAACUCUCAGAAAGGCACAGGAACCGAUCGCCUCCUCCUGAGGAUGCAUGGGCAGCGAGUGAAGGAGACUUUUCCGAAUUGUCAAAGAGACGUGCUCGCGGUGCGCCAAAACCGCCAAAAGGGGGUAUAUUCGCGCAUAUGAUCGAUGAGUCUAAGAAGAUGUUUGGGAAGCCUGAGCCAGAACCACCCAGACCUACGCCUACUCCAACCACAGGCCGUGGGGCCAAGAUCGAGGCGUGGUUGUCUGAGACACCAGACCCUUUUCUGGACGAAGUCGAGAACAAGAGUGAUUUGCCAGCCCCCCUCGAUCUAAAAUCAGGUCGAGCAAGGCGGUCCAAGAGACUUGCAGAUGGAGAGCUUCAGGCUGGCACUGAGUCUGAACCAUCUGUAGUUAGCGAGUCUCGCCCGAAGAGCGCCGAGAGCCGACACUCUAAAGGAAAGGAGAGCAUCUCUUCAAGCGAUAAGCCCUCAAAGUCCCAAGAGCCUGAUACAGGUGACGAGUCGAAACGAUCAAGCAUAGACAAGAGUUCAAAGUCAUCGACCAAAAGCAAAGAAGAGAAGCCGGUCCAGGAAAAACCACACGAGGAAAGCAUCGUACCCUCGGAGUCCGGAACACAGCCCUUGUCUGAAGACUCUGAAGUUUCGGGCCAUAAUGCACCUGUGCCACUGGGCCGUAGCAAACCUUUCCCCAGCACCGGCUACCAUCGACUAUCUACGAUUGCUUCAGUCGAAACCCUCAGCACGACCCUCACAGAUGCAACUGCACCCGCACCCAAGAAGGCAGCGGCCGAAAAGCGCCAGUCGAAGAUCGAUGAAGAAGCGGAAGAAGCAGCAGAAGCGGAGAAGGACGACCAAUUUGAUCCUGAAUCCCUCCCUGUGGUGUCGUCACAGCUGAAACGACGGCUCACAACUCACAAUGAUCUUAUGUCUGUUCUAUCAAUUUCGACAUCCCGAAGGGGAAGCACUCGAUCUAACCGCAGCAUCCGUACCAAUAAGAGCCGCCUGGCCCAUGCGACAGUUGACGACCUGCUGCAAGAGCUCGUGGGCGAUGAGACAAAGUAUAUGCGGGAACUGAAGACAUUGGUCGGUGGUGUCAUCCCGGUGCUCCUGACUUGUGUGCUCUCCAGAUCCGAUUCGGCCAUUGCUGCAGGUCUUUUCCGCCCUUCUCUUGAUCCUCAAGAUGAUGUAAACUUUUCGAAGCCCAUUGUCAACAUGGGCGUUGCUAUCGAGCGCUUGAAGAACCUGCACAAGCGGAUUCCACAGGAUAACGCGGAUGCAUUGCUUACCUGGGCGCAGGGUGCUCAGAGAGUUUACCGCGAGUACCUGAAGGCAUGGAGACUUGGGUUCAAGGAUGUCAUUGUCAAUCUCGCUCCUCUUGAGGAGGACGAGGCCUCUCAAAAUGCGGACACUAAGAGUCUAGACGAAGGCUUGGAGCGGGAUGAGAAUGGAGAUAUCAUCGACAGUGAUGGAGAAAAGGUCGAUGUCGCCUAUCUUCUGAAAAGACCCUUAGUGCGAUUGAAGUAUUUGGCAAAGAGUUUCAAGGGUAUCAAUGUGCUGGAGCCUUCGACCAAAGCUGAGGAAAUGGCCAACGCCUACCAAAGUCUGGUCUACGAUGCUCGCAAACGUGUUCGAGACGAAAGAGCCAGAUUGGAAGAUGACUCCGCUGCUAGCAUUGAUCCUACCCGCACCAGAGACCCCAUGACGUUGGGUGUCCUUCGGGGUAUAGCUGUUGAUCAGACCCGCCGUGUCCGAGCUCGUGAUUUCUUUAACCUAUCUCUAUACCACUCGAGUGGUCAGCUGGUAGAUUGCCGAGCCGAGCUGCUGUAUCGAGACAACACCCCGAGCAAAGGCCCGGGAGGUGAUCUGCUCAUUUGUGAGAUCGACCACUCUGAUCGCUGGCUGCUUUUCCCCCCAUGGAUGGGAGAAUCAAAACACGAGAUUGUGCUUAUGCUGCGCAGUGCGCCCGGGGAUAGCACCAAGUACUGGCAAGAACUGAUCUCACUUCGCAUUGACGAAGAAGAGGUCGGAGCUGAAUGGAUCAACUUGCUUGGUUCGGAUCCUAUUCCACCAUCAAUCUGUCGAAGCCAAAGCUUCAUCAGCCGAGCCAAGCAGAAUAGGGCUCGCAAGCCUACUGCCAGUGGCUCUCCCCCUAGGCCAAAUCCCAAUGAUGUUGAUGUUCCAAUUGGCGAGAAGGCCACCGGAAGACGUCGCUCACUGACUCCAAAGGAGCACUACUCUGAGCCCAGUACUGUCAGCUCUGCUACCGACGCAAGAAGUUCCAUAUACUCCUCUGCCACCCGGGAAACCGACUAUACCACGGGAGAAUCAGAGUUGUCAGCAAAGCCAUCCCGGUCUGAUCUGCCUCUACUUCCAUCCACAGAUCCCCGGAACUCGCCUUCUAGCCCCGAAAAGUCUUCCGCAGGACUCAAGCGAUCCAAGGCUAAGAGACUUUCUCGCUAUGGCGAAAGCCCAGCUUCAGAGACUGCAUGCCCACAGACUGUCGUAUCUGACAAGCCCGAUGACAGUCCCAUUGUGUCUCCACCAGUAGCUACACCGGCACCAAGCACGCCGGCUGCUACCACACCAACGGCGGGCAGAUUCUAUGGUGGCGAGAAGUCUGACUCUGCGGACGCGAGUUCUCCAAGCCAAAAGCCGUCGAGAAUCCCCCAGAAGACCCCACAGAAGUCGCCGCAGAAGACACCUGCUCGAGAGUCUCCCGAGCCUGAAUCCCCAAGGGUAUCGUCCGUGCCCUCGGCAGUUCUGCCUCUUAUCCCUAAGAUCCGAACUCCCAGUAGCCAGACCCACCUGUCUACUCCCACAAGCAUCGACGACGAUGAAGAAGACUAUCCACCGCUUGAUGCUCUACCAGAGCGCGAUGUCCCAGAGACCCCGACAAGAUCCAAGAGAAAGAAGUCUCGCAGGAGGCACAAGUCAUCUGAUGACAGCCCUCCCCCCCCCCCGCCUCAUCGCUCCCCUAGCCCUUCCACCGGCAAGCGUUCGAGUACUCCAGUCCUCACUUCUAGCAAUGGUGGGCUCAAGCGUCGCGGCUCUUCUCCCCUGAAGCACGAAUAUGAGCCCUCGACCGCUUCGGACUACACAGAGACUGAUUCGGACGCGUCUACUGUCCGACACUACUCAUACUCCUCAUCGGAGUACUCUCGAUCCGCUGGUUCAUCUGAUUCCGAGGACGAAUAUUCAUCGGUAUCUGACGAAGAUGAAGAUUAUGAAGACACCCCCAAGGCUAGAAUGGCCGAAUCCACUCUCGAGGGUAGCUCUCUCUCGCCUUCCAACUCUGCUUCACAAGGUGGGUACCGUGCUGUGCCAUUGCAGCCAACCAAGACAUCCAAAACAGUUGCCGGUGUCUUUGCCUGGUCCGAAAAAGGAAGCUGGGAGACUCUGCUUCCUGACGACUGCGACAUUAUUGUCAGUCCUGGUCUGAUCGAAGCCUUCAAGAUGGGAUCCGAUCCCAAUUCAUCAUCAAGACCGCUUAUUUCGCUCGAACUUACACCACUCGUUCCUAUUCGUCGUGGCACUGCCAUUGACAUCAGCAUUCGCUCUCCUCCCACCGAGCGGUCCAAGAUCACAUCCAGUAAUAACAUUAUGUUCCGCUCGCAUAGCCCUGAUGACUGUGAUACCCUGUACGGCCUCAUCAACCAAGCAAGAAUCAACAACCCGACCUACAUCGCUCUCCAAAACGCCCGCGGACCAUUCAACGGUCACCCUGUUGCAUCCUUCGAGCCCGCCACCAAGACCGGCGGAGGCCUCUUCGGCUGGCCCCGCCGUAGAAAAAGCUACCGUGCCUCCAGCUCCCCCCGUUCUCUGGCCGAAGGGUCCGAAAGCAGCGUAGGGACCAUGAGUAGCGCCUUCUCCGCAUUGAAGCGCUUCGGCGCCGGCAGCAAGAUGUUCAACAUCUCCCGCUCAACAAUCGAAUCCCGCACCGGCCGCGAAGACAGCAUCCACUCCGGCUCCGGUGACUCUGGCACAAACCCAUCCCCGAACUCAGGCAUCGGCCGCAUAGCAGCAGCAAUCAAGGGUGCCGACGGUAUCGGUCUCUCAAACGCCAAAAUCCGCCUGUACGCCCGUGAAUCCGCAUCCAAAUGGCGCGACAUGGGCGCCGCCCGUAUGACAAUCAUGCCUGCUCCACCCAAGAACCCAUCCCGCCCGGGUACAGCCGUCAGUGGCCGCAGCGAUAGCAGUUUGCAGAGGGGUGAUACAGACGGUGCGAGUGGCAGCUCGCCACCAGCUUCCGGCGCAGCAUCUCCACGCCGCGGCAUGGAGACCGAAAGGCGUAUUGUCAUUCGUGGCAAGACUCGCGGCGAGACUCUAUUAGAUGUCUGUCUAGGUGAAAGUGCCUUUGAGCGUAUUGCUCGUACGGGUAUUGCUGUUUCCAUUCGCGAAGAGAAUGAAGACGGGUCCGUGGCUAAGAAGGGUGGUGUUGCUACGGGCUCUGGCAAAAUUUUCAUGAUCCAAAUGAAGAGUGAAGCUGAAGCAGCUUAUACCUUUGGGCUUGUUGGUAAGCUUAGGUAUUAG